Messenger RNA from Colletotrichum graminicola M1.001, 1206 nucleotides. RefSeq names its product alanine racemase domain-containing protein. The record is from RefSeq and is a predicted model, not a curated record. Lineage: Eukaryota; Fungi; Ascomycota; Sordariomycetes; Glomerellales; Glomerellaceae. Gene Ontology annotation, molecular function: D-serine ammonia-lyase activity. The coding region runs from base 1 to 1206 and encodes 401 amino acids. Gene Ontology annotation, biological process: D-serine catabolic process. The transcript has 4 exons.
AUGGACUACUCAUUACAGAACCACAAGUCUCUGAUCGGCUCCAAGGCGUUAGACCUGCCCUCACCCUCACUGGUUCUAAGCUUGCCGGUCAUCAAAAAGAACAUUGAGAAGUUGCACCAGGACGUGGAAAAGGCCGGGGUUACCCUCAGGCCUCAUGUGAAAACGCUCAAGAGCCUCGAGGUAACGCGUCUGAUGCUUGGCAAUGGCAAGUUCAAAAAGACAGUGGCAUCCACGUUGUCGGAAAUCCGUGGCCUUUUACCACUGGCUGAAGACGGAACUCUAGAUGAGGUUCUUUACGGGCUUCCUCCUGCUUUGGGGGCCAUCCCGUUUCUGAGCGACCUACGAAAGUCGGUCAAAAUCCUCCUCAUGAUCGAUCACGAGAAGCAGAUCUCCCUCCUCGAGGACUUCGCAAAGAAGAACCCCGAGACUUCUGGGGGCGCCUGGGACAUUUACAUCAAACUCGACGUGGGCACAAAGCGAGCGGGUCUGCCCCUCGGCGGCGAACGUCUCCAGAAGCUCAUCCAGCGCGCCGACGGGUCGUCCGCAGUCUCAUUGUAUGGUUUCUACUGCCACGCCGGCCACUCAUAUGCUUCCCGCACGCAAGAAGAGGCAGAAAGCUUUCUUGCAGACGAGAUCAACGGCGUCUUGAGCGCUGCAAAGUUGAUUGUGGGGGACCGGAAGCUCACCCUGUCCGUUGGCGCCACUCCCACAGCGCAUGUUGUGGGCAGUCUCAAGACGACGAUUCCCGACAACGUGACUCUGGAGCUUCACGCCGGGAACUUCCCCACGAACGAUCUGCAACAGGUCGCGACGGGGCUCGUCGGCCCCGAGGACCAAGCCGUCCGCGUCGUCGCCGAGGUGUGCAGCGUGUACCCCGAACGCAACGAAGCCCUCAUCAACGCCGGCACCAUCGCUCUCUCAAAGGAGACCGGGCCGUUCCCCGGCUUCGGCAGCGUGGUGGGGAAGCCGGGCUGGGCGGUGGUGAGGAUGUCUCAGGAGCACGGCAUUGUGGGGGAGGUCAAUAGCCCCGGCUCGAAGAACACCGAGCCCGAGAAGAGGGACGUGGAGGAGAACUUCGAGAUCGGAGACAAAGUCUUCAUCAACAUCCAGCAUGCGUGUAUAACCGCAGCAUCCUUCUACGUAUAUUAUGUCGUGGACGACAAUGAUGUUGUCAGGGACACCUGGGUGCCGUGGAAGGGCUGGUAG